CUAUAUCCUACCAACUCCAUUUGCAAAGCAAAACGAUAGAGUUGACCUCUUCAAUUCUGCGAUCUUCCCCUUCAUCUCUCAAUUCCUUUUCUCUCUGAUUCUUGAAAAUGGUGAUGCUUGUGGACUGUUCCAAGUGCCGUACCACCUUGCAGCUCCCACACGGAGCAAAAUCCAUACGCUGUGCAGUCUGCCACGCCAUCACUCUCAUCGGCGAACCCCGCAACUCGCCACCUACGCCGCCACCAACUUAUCUCCCAUCUCCCACCACCUUGAGUACCAGCAACUAUAACUACUAUGCUCCCCCGCAGGUACAUCCUCCGGCACCUGUUUCAGCUCCGUCGCCGUACAACCACGCUCCACCAAGCCAACCACCAUCGGUCCACGGACGCAAAAAGGCCGUGAUAAUUGGGAUCUCGUACAAGAAAUCGAAGAAUGAGCUCAAGGGUUGCAUUAAUGAUGCUAAGUGCAUGAAGUUCAUGUUGGUCAACCGCUUCAAGUUCCCUGAAGCCUCCAUUCUCAUGCUUACUGAAGAAGAAACUGAUCCAUACAGAAUUCCAACUAAACAUAACAUCAGGAUGGCAAUGUUUUGGCUUGUACAAGGUUGUCAGCCUGGGGAUUCCCUGGUGUUUCAUUAUUCUGGGCAUGGUUCACAACAGAGAAACUACACUGGAGACGAGAUAGAUGGAUAUGACGAAACACUUUGCCCAUUGGACUAUGAAACACAGGGAAUGAUCGUGGACGAUGAAAUUAAUGCAACAAUCGUUAAGCCUCUCCCUCGUGGAGUCAAGCUCCAUGCGGUCAUAGAUGCCUGUCAUAGUGGUACCGUACUAGAUUUACCAUAUCUUUGUCGAAUGGACAGAACGGGGCGUUAUGCAUGGGAAGAUCAUCGUCCUCCAUCAGGUGCUUGGAAAGGAACUAGCGGUGGAGAAGUCAUAUCCUUCAGUGGCUGCGACGAUGAUCAAACUUCUGCUGAUACUGCUGCUCUAUCCAAGGUUACUUCAACAGGGGCAAUGACUUAUGCUUUUAUCCAAGCAAUCGAACGCGGGCAAGGAACUACAUACGGAAGUAUUCUAAGUGCAAUGCGAUCUACCAUCCGAAAGACUGAUGAUGAGAUAGGAGGGAGCGUUGUCACAACGCUCCUCACAAUGCUCCUGACCGGGGGAAGUGCUGGUAUCGGAAUGUCACAGGAACCACAACUUACUGCUAAUGAACCAUUUGAUGUAUACACGAAGCCAUUUUCACUAUGAGUUAAGCAUACAGAGGACCCGUUUCUGCAGCAAAAAAUGAAGUGCCGAGCUAGCUUCUGGCUUCUAAGCUAUUUAGAAGCAUGAAAAUGUACAGUUCUUGAUUUUCUUUCGAUUAAUUUGUAAAUUACAACUUCUGGGGUUUAAUUAACUCGAACUUUAUCGUGUUGCUACGAAUUGCUGGAGUUAUUAUAUUGCAUUAAAAUUUUCCCUUGGACUAAAAGCAUAAAAAAAUCAAUUGGUGUGUCUUCUUA
This is a messenger RNA of Olea europaea var. sylvestris, 1498 nucleotides long. RefSeq names its product metacaspase-1-like. NCBI's taxonomy places the organism in Eukaryota, Viridiplantae, Streptophyta, Magnoliopsida, Lamiales, Oleaceae. Gene Ontology annotation, molecular function: cysteine-type endopeptidase activity. The coding region runs from base 108 to 1247 and encodes 379 amino acids. The transcript is spliced from 5 exons. The record is from RefSeq and is a predicted model, not a curated record. Gene Ontology annotation, biological process: proteolysis.